Molecule: messenger RNA, 927 nt
Organism: Chionomys nivalis (European snow vole)
Lineage: Eukaryota; Metazoa; Chordata; Mammalia; Rodentia; Cricetidae
Gene: Prrg4
Product: proline rich and Gla domain 4
Exons: 6
Coding region: 195-875 (226 amino acids)
Cellular component (GO): extracellular region
Molecular function (GO): calcium ion binding
Source: RefSeq, a predicted model, not a curated record
CCCUAGAUGCCUCCUCUGCGCGCUGGUGUCACCCGGGCGCCGUGAAGGACGAGGUUCCAACUGUCGCCAGGAUCCAAACAGCGUCAGCGACGCAGGGCCAGGCCGCCCCGGCGACUAGGAGACAACUCGGUUCCCGCCCAAGGCCUGGUGGAACAUGUUUUCGGGGACACAGUUCGCAUGACAGUCGCUAGACUAUGUUUCCACUUCUGAUCGCUCUCAGCCAGCUGACCAGACUUACCCUCGCGGUUCCUCAUUGGACAAGAAGCCUAAAGGAUUCCGAACAUGUCCGAGAAGAAGUCUUUGCAUCAAAAGAAGCAGCAAACGUCUUCAUGCACCGCCGUCUCCUGUACAACAGGUUUGAUUUAGAGCUCUUCACUCCCGGGGACCUGGAGAGAGAAUGCUAUGAAGAGUUUUGCAGUUAUGAAGAAGCCAAAGAGAUCUUCAGGGAUGACGAGAAAACGAUUACAUUUUGGCGGGAUUAUUCCCUGAAAGGACCGACCACGCGAUCAGAUGCUAACAAAGAGAAGAUAGAUGUUAUGGGCCUUCUGACUGGACUAAUUGCUGCUGGAGUAUUCUUGGUUAUUUUUGGCCUAUUUGGUUACUAUCUGUGUAUCACCAAAUGUAAUAGGCAGUCAUAUCUGGGUUCCUCAGCUGUCUACACAAGAAGGACCAGACACAUACCCUCCAUCAUCUUCAGAAGCCCUGAGGAGGUUGUCUUGCCUUCAUCUCCGCCUUCAGAGGACAUAGGGCUACCUUCCUAUGAACAGGCAGUAGCACUGACCAGAAAACACAGCGUCUCACCACCGCCUCCAUAUCCUGGGCCAGCCAAAGGAUUCAGGGUAUUUAAAAAGUCAAUGUCUCUCCCAUCUCACUAAGCCCACCUUGCCGCCUUUCUGUAAGACAUUCAUGUGGUUUGAAUGAUUUGUU